GUCAUUUCUGUCAGUUUGUUUUAAAAUUUUCGUUUCACACAUAAAAAAAAUCCAUUCCGCAAAACAUUAGUCAAAAUUUCGUGUGCUGUGUCGUUUUUGGGGGUGCCGUAGAUUUCUUUCAGCCCCGGCCAGAGAGCGAGAGAGAGAGAGAGAGAGCGACAAUUCGCGCUAUCUAAUCGGCGUCGUCGUCGUCGCGGGUCUAGGCCAGCAGAGCGGCGCGUGUUUACACUUCGGGGGUCUCUCCCGCUGCUGCUGCUGCUAUCAAGCUCGAUCGUCUCAGUCGUCCUCCGUUGUUUGCGGCGAAUGAAUCGAAAGCGGUGCGUCCGCAGUGUCGAAUAACAAACAACGCGCGAAACAGUCGACGCGUGCGCCCUCUACGGCAACAUCGAGCGCGCGACGAGAGUGGUGGUGGGGGAGUUUGUGUGUGUGUGUGAACGGCUAGUGCGUCGUUGCCGCCGUUCGGGUUUCCCGCUCGGCUCCCAUGCACUGCUGAACUAAACGUAAGAUGGCCGCCGAUUCGGGAAUGGAUACGUGCCCGUCGCCUGAAAUCGCGGACUCUAGAAAACGACCGUUAGACGGGGACGCGGAAAACGGCGACACGAAACGCUCCCAUUUCAGCUCAGAUGGAGGUUCAGAUGAAGGAAACGGCAUGACAGCGUUUAAGAGACAGAUAAUCGGUAUACCGGAACUUCUGGAAAACGGGUACCUAAAGUAUCCUACGACAUUAAUAGCUAGUGGAGAUGGAACUUACCAUUUCAAACUGCUCGUGCCCAGCGUUGCCGCCGGCGCGAUUAUCGGCAAGGGGGGCGAGACGAUCGCUCAAUUGCAGAAAGACACCGGCGCGCGAGUCAAAAUGUCAAAAUCCCACGACUUUUACCCGGGUACGACGGAAAGGGUUUGUUUGAUAACCGGCAACGUGGAAGCGAUCAUGAAAGUUUUGGAGUUUAUAAUGGACAAGAUCAGGGAGAAACCUGACUUGACGAAACCGGUGAUAGAGGCGGGAGACAGUAAGUUGACUCAGGAACGCGACAAGCAGGUGAAGAUUUUGGUUCCCAACAGUACGGCCGGCAUGAUAAUCGGCAAGGCGGGAAACUACAUCAAGCAGAUCAAAGAAAGCAGCGGCUCGUACGUCCAGAUUUCGCAAAAGGCCAAAGAUGUUAGUCUCCAAGAGAGAUGCAUUACUGUGAUAGGCGAAAAGGAUCAAAAUAAGCAGGCUUGCCUUAUGAUCUUGAGCAAAGUGGUAGAAGAUCCGCAGAGCGGAACGUGUUUGAACGUAUCGUACGCCGACGUCAGCGGUCCCGUCGCGAACUACAAUCCUACAGGUUCGCCGUUUGCGCAGCAAACGACACCAGGUGGCGCGUUCAGCGCGUCGACCGCGAGCCUGAACAGCACGUUGAGCGCGGCGGCCGCUGUUCAGCAGGGACUGGUGCUUAAUGGUGCUGGCCCGCCGGGCCUGUCCCUCAGCCUCAAUCUGGGCACUCCCGGACAAGGUAUCGGGGGUGUUACCACGCAACUUCUGGAUCACAUCAAGCUCCAUCUGAGGACCUCUGGCCUGACCGAUCCUCAUAUAGCCGAGAUCUGCGCCGCGUUGGCCGUCUUGGCGAAGUACGGUAUCCUUGGGGUGGGUCUUGGUUUAGGAAACGCCCAUGCCGGAGCUCUUCCCGUCUCCAGUUACCUCAGCGUCAUGGAGCAAGCGAGCGCAGCUACUGCCAAUACCGGAGUGUUUGGUGCCAUCGGACAAGUUAGUUUGGGCGAAUGCCUAGGUGCGAACUCGCCCACGCCAAGGACCAGCCUGGAACGGUACGAAUCGGCGUUCGAUCCGUUUAGGCAUCAGGCAUCGGCCGCCACAGCUCCGAUUUCCCUAAACAACAACAGUUUCGGAUUGGGCACCAAUUCGCAGGUGGCUGUCCUCAGUAAAAGUCCGACGCCUGCCGAGUUGAACGGUCAUAAGGAGAGCAAGAACGUCGAAAUUCCCGAAGUCAUAGUCGGCGCCAUCUUGGGGCCUGGCGGUCGUUCGUUGGUCGAGAUCCAGCAAAUCAGUGGCGCGAACAUACAAAUUUCGAAGAAGGGUAUAUUCGCGCCGGGCACCAGGAACCGAAUCGUUACGAUAACCGGCAAUCAACAUUCCAUUAACACGGCGCAGUACCUGAUCGAGCAGCGCAUCAGCGAGGAGGAACUCAAAAGGGCCAGAAACAACGGCCUCGGCACCCUGGCCAUGCAGUGAGAAUCCGUGAGGCAGACGGACCAUCACACUCGUUGGACGGUCGAUAUAUACACAUAUAUAUACACACAUAUUUUUAUUUCAGAUUGUUUAUGUUUACGUGGACGGACCCUGUUAAAAUUUUAUCGAUGUUUUUAAAUCGUGUUGUUUCAAAUCGAUAGUGAGAUUGAUAUUUUUAUUUUUUAUUUUUGCCCUUUGCGUGGAAAAUUAGUGACGCAGUAAAAAAAAAUCGGUUAUAUCGUUGUUUAUUUGCACCAGCGCCGCAGGCCGUAACUUUUUUCAUUUUUAAAGGGGAAAAAUUUUCAUAACCUUCGAAAAACCCCGCCCCAAAUGUGUCGUGCCGUUAUUUUUUAAAUUUAUUGAACGUUUACGACACAACAAAAUCAACGGUAUACGAAAGGAUAUUUUCGCACCAACUUAUAUGUAUGACAAUAGAAAAUAAUGAAAGGAACGAAGAGAUUGUGAUUCAUCUACACUUGAAGAAAAAAAUAUUUUGCAAAUCACAUUUACGAAAAGAAGGUACUCUAACCAUUAUACGAGUAUAUACAGGCUGAUCUAAAUUUAGUGUUCAUCAUUGGUAACUCUUUUAUGCGUAGAGAUACAAAGUUGGUUAAAUUAAGAAACUAGAAAAACCAUUUAAUGUAGGGUUUGGAAAAACAUGAAGAAAAUAUAAUCUUUUGAAAUGUAUAUUUUUUGCUGUGACGUACGCAAAUCACCAACAGAACAAAAAAGAUCAUAUGCAAUACAGUAGGACCUCGAUUAUCCGGGCCAGCCGGCACCGAGCCUUCGCCGGAUAAUCCAAAACAUGUAUAAUCCAAAGACCUUUUUUUAUUAGUUUUUUAAAUUUAUUUAGAUAAAUACAUAUUUCAAACCAAGAGAACAAAUGUAAUACAAGAUACAACAUACAUGUAACAAAAAAUAAAAUAUAGUGUAUACAAAAUGUAUACAAUGUUUACAAUAAAUUGUUUGCAAAAAUCAGUUGAAAAAAUCGUAACUUCUACACUUCAUAAUUUCUUUCAUUUUUCUAAGCUGAACUACAUGAACGUCAUCAAUUCCAGGCUGUUCUUCAAAAUAUUGAAUAAGAACGUUUACUGCAUUUUUUGCUUCUUGGUGACUUGUCUUGAUUUCGCAAUAAUUAUUCUCAUCACUUUUUUCAGAACUUGCUUCAGAAGUGUUGUUAAUUCGUCAUAUCGUCAUUUAUGAUUUGAUACCUUGCUUCCUUGUGAUCACAUUCUAUCCAGUCCUGCAUUUCUCUAUUGUCUAUUUCUUCCAAACCAUUUAUUUGCAAGGAUGCUAUGUUUUCGAUUGAUAGUUCACCUUCAUUUCACUGAUUAUUGUCUCCAAUAACGUCUUCAUCCUCUGUAUCUUCUAUUAAAGUCAUUAUUUUAGAAAAUGAUUUUUUAAUGUUGGUUUCCUUUACUCCAUUCCAAGCACGAGCUACAGCAUAUAUUGCCUCUUUCAAAUUCAGACGUUCCCAAAAUUACCCAGUGUCACGUUCUUCCCAAAAUUGAAGCAUAAGAUCUUUUCUAUAAAGCCUGGUUGAUCAAUUUAAAAUGCCGCCCGGAUAAUCGGGGUUUUACUGUAUUAGCCUAAAAUUGAAAGUAACUAGAAAGUAGACUAGACGGCUAUGAAUAAUGGUGAAACAAAACUCCAUUAUCGUUUUUUUUGUUGUUGAGCGUAAGAAACAUGGAAAUAGGAAAAUAGAAAAAAAAAAAAAAAACUAAAAACCUAAUUAACAGCACCUCCUACUUCAAUACAUUUUUAAGCACGUUCUUCCAUUGUGCAAAUUGCCUUUAGCUUUGUUCUACCAUCUGUCUGAGAAUUUGAAAAUUUUGAUUCGUCGGUCCACAAAAUAGACCGAAAAUUAUUUAUGUUUUGGUUAGUAAGGGCAAAAUUUGUGUGUGUGUGUGUGUGUUUUUUUUUUUUAAUCUUUUGAUUAAAGAAUAGGUUAGAGUCUUUGACUAUAUCUCGAAUAGAAUUGUCACCAUAUUCUUCGAAAUAUCCACGUCUUCACGCGAAAUUCAUAGCCGUCUGUAGUCUAAAAGAGCAAUGUGCUGAUAAUUCGGUUAUUUUCAAUUUUCUCUGUUCUGUUGGUGAUUUUCGAACGUUGGAGUAAAAAAUAUACAGGGUGUUCCAUAUGCUAGUAGUUUGCUUGGAGCGACUAUUUUGAUUUAGUACUUAAAAAAAAAGCACGAAGAAAAAAUUUAGUGAUUGUUCAUUCAAAAUAAACUUUCUUAAUCAUAAAUUAAUUAUCUCAAAACGUAUAUUUUAUGUGCUAAAAUGAUUGGUAGUCAUUAUCCAGUGUGAAACUCCUACAAGAGUUAGUUUAAUGUGCCUGGUAUUAACAAUAUGUAGCAGACAAUGAUGUGGGCAUAUUUAAAACCAAGUUGUUAUUUGGUUGGUCACAGUUUAAAACGCAGCAACAGAAUAUUUUUUCAAAAAACAAAAAUAUUUUUACUCUAUAAUUAAUGCUAUAUAUCAAUACUUCAUUUUGAAGUCGUAUAAAAAGGCUACUCCAUUGGACAGCAAGACAAGCAACGCCAUAUAUUUUAUAUCGUUAUCUACAUUUUUUUUACUAUGUAAUAUGCUUGCUGCGUGUGGUUUUCAACGGUUCGUAAAGUAGAAUUUGAAGUGCCGUCUUUCGUUAAAAUAUCUUGGAUGAUACUCCGCCUUGUCCUUUUCACAACUGCCAUUCAAUUAAGUGGCGGACAAGUACGCUUUGUGUCUUCUUCAUAUAGCAUAAGUGUGGAAUUAUAUUUCUUUUCAUUCUUUUUUUAACUUUUAUGAAUAUUUUCCUUUCCAUAUGGUUUUAUAUAUCCCGCUUGAAAAAAGACAAUAUAAACCGACAAAAGGGAGGUUAGGCUACCAUUUAUUUUUCUUUUAAUGAAUUAGAAAAUAGUUUUUUGAAGUACCUUAGUUUUUUGAAUAAUGCAAUAUGAUGAAUAAUUUUUAAAAUUAUAGUAACUGAUAACUGAUAACUAAUAACCAACAGCUGAAAUGUCGUUUUUAACAUGAAAUUGUCCACAAGUUUUAAUUAUUUAUCACGACGGUAAUAUUGCACUUCUGGCAAAAUAUUUAGAGGGAAUGAAUAUUUUUUAGGAAUUUUUUGAAAAAAGUUGACUUGAACUGGUACUUAAAGUACCCUACAACGUCAACUUAGAUUCUUAAUCGACUCUUAAUGCUCAAAUUAAGCUCCUCUAACUUGUACACAAGCAUCACGGUGUCUUAUUGUUUUCGGAAAGAGCCUCGGUAAUCAAUCUAAAUAUGUUUUCGGGAAAAUUUUUGACUCCAAAAAUAAAAAAAGUUACGGUCCGCGUCGUUAAUACGGAUGGAAAAUAUCGUUACUUCUACCGGACCGGUUUUUACUUGUUGACGAUCUGAUUUUGUUUUGUUUUUUUUUUAAUAGUUUUUUAGAUAUAGAAAAAUUCUAAUUGAAAAAUAUUGUGAUGAUCAUCGUGUACUUUCACCUCUCAUUUGAACUUCGACAGCUCGACGCCAUUUUUACAUUGUAGCAUAGUCAUAAUCUGGGCUUUAACGCUUUGGUUCCGCCAGGUUUGCCUCGUUUCCUUGACCCAGUGCGGGUUCGAAGCAAGGGUUGCCCGAUACCCAAACAAAAGGGAGGUGUUAUUUUGUCGGAUUGCGGAGAUUUUUUAGAUUAAUAAUAACUGCCAAUUGCCAAAAAUUAUAAACUAUAAAGGCGAAAUCUGAUGCUAAGGUUUCAAGCAAAUCAAUCACUUUCUCUCUUUAUGGUUCAGCGGACGAGCAACGGCCUCUUAAUUUAACCUCACUUUCAUCCUUUUCCUCUAAUAUGUGAAUAGGCUGGAAUUUUUGCUUUUACUCUGACAGUUACCUUUAAUUCAAGCAGCGAUGAAAAAUAUUGGUAAAAAAUCGUAAAUUGUUUCAUUCGCUCACUGGCAUAAAUUUUUGAACAAUCACUAAAACCAAAAAACAAACCCCUGAAAAUCGCUUAGCCUUAACCUCACUUUUGCAGUGUUCUUCUUCUUCAAAACGCAUCAAUCGACUUAGACAGUUGUAUUCAAUUUUUAAUUUCACCCGAUCAAUGGUAGUGGUAACCAACUAACCAAAACUAACGUCCUCGCUAUUGACGAACCACAUUUCAGUUCGAUCUGUGACCAUACAAGGUGGUUUGGUCCCCACAAAACUGCCCAAAUAAAUAUAAUUGCUGCGUUUGUCAGUAACCCAAUUCCCUAUUUCUAUGUAUCCGACGAAAUAACACUUCUAUCUAGCUGGGAAUAAUCAAAACUUGGAAGUUCGAUGUCGUCCGAGUUUUUAAAAUGUUCACGGUUAUGAAACAAUGAUGUACCUGCGAUUCAACCUCAAAAAAAUUAUAGGCAUGUAUUUUAAAUACGUCAAGAGUAGGGGAAAAAGAAAACGUAGGAGCAAAGCAAGUUUAAUUUCUUUUCGCAGCGAUAGGUUCCGGAAACCAUACGAUAUCUCGGGUAUCGUUCACCUCUGUUAUAAAUUAUGGAGAAAAGUGAACUAAAUGAUAUAAAUAAAAUUUCCAGUAGAAAUUCUAAACCAAAACAUUGGGGUACUUGCGAUAUGUAAUGGCAUUCCAAGCUGUUGCGCAUUAGGGGGUUUUUACAUUAUUCAAAGAUGGAAAAUGUCGGUAUUUCUUAUACGCGUGGAAUAUGCGUGGCAACCAUCCACCCCGUGCCUAUGUGUUUCACUAGUACUGCUAGUAACGUUGUUUUAAAUAAAUUUUCGGUUUUUAUAACAAACUAACCUAAAACUGAUAUAUUUUUUGUGUAACUUAUGUUUAAUCGCCUAAAUUUCGUUGUUCAAAAUCAACUCGAGAUAUUAGGGUUGAAUAUUUGGGCACGCCAUAACACAUAUAGGCACGAAAGUGGUCAAAAUCAAAAACGGCAUCUAUGCACGUGGGUUUUUUUUGGGAGUUUCAUGCGGGCAUGCAUUAUUGUACAUAAAAAAAUAUAUAGAUAUAAUAUAAUCACUCUAAUGCUGUUAUUUCUUAUAGAAUCUAUUUAAAAAGGAAAGGUUAAAAGGAAAUAAUUAAAUAUAAUUAUAUAUACAUAUAUACAUAAAUGUAACUCAGAUAAUAUUUAAUAUUGUUAUCGCAUGUUGUUAAUGUUGUUGAAGUUUGAGACGUUUCUCUCGCCAUUAAGUGAAAUUUUAAUGAAGCCAUUAACCAGUCGAUUUAUUUAGUGACAUGCGUUAACUAACAUCCGUUCCGAACGUGAUUCUCCUGCUACCGCAUGUCAAGCGUGUAUUUUCUAGUCAGUGUGCAAAACAAUACGGGGAAUGGGGUGGUGUAUGCGUGUGUGUGGCACUUUUUGCGUCCAGAAGAACCACGUUCGUGCACUUAUAGGUUAAGGUCUAUCGUAGGUAGUGUUUUAGGUUAAGUUUAUUCAUGUAUAUUUUGUGCAUGUCAUAGAAAAGUUCAAAUGGUAACAUUAUCGCAUUCCUGGUUCAAUAAUGUUCAUAUCUACACAUAGAGUUUGAAACUAACGUAUUUUUUCGCUAUUUUUUUUUUUUAAUGGAAAAAGGAGAUAUUUUGAAGUGGAAUUUCAGAAAAUUCUAAUAUUUGAACAAUUUGUUAUGUUUGAGACAAUCCUGUUCUGUUGAAUUUAUUAGAUGCACAGGUAGCAGAAGGUCGUCAAAAUGACGUCACCUAAUGACAAAAAGCAACGUUAUAUAUGGGUCAGCAGGACGCGAAUUUGAUCUACUAAUGUCUCAGACGAAUGAGUGAAAUCUUUUUUACGUCAGAUUUUGGUCUUUACUGCCUGAAAAUAUGACGAUUUUUGAAUUGUUUUUGUUCUUUUUGCACUGCGUGUAAUCGGAAGUAAAUCACACAGAAACCGCCGUUUUAAAUUACAUAGAAUGUCUUUUGCGGUUGCAGAAAAUGGAGAAUUAUAGGUAACUAAUAAAGACUAGCCGUUUAAAAAAAAUGAAUAACGGAAGUGUAAUAUACAGGGUGUUUCAUUUGAUUUUUUUAUGAAAACUAAUAUUUUUUAUUUUUACUCAUCCUGUAUAAACGAUUCGAAAUCUGAGUACAGUCAGAAUAGACUCUAAUAAUCCUACAUUGGGUUAUUGAGUAUAAAAGGGAGUAUAUAUUAAGAUCAUAAUAUAUAAUAUACAGGGUGUUCCAUUAAAAAAUAUAAAUUUGAUUUCCCCCAUAUUUGCGGAUCACUCUGUAUAUUUAAAAAUAAAUUUAAAUUCUUUCUUUUAAUCUCGUCUAUAACUUUUGUAUUUAACAUUUUUCUCUAAAAAAAAAAAUAAACGAAAUAUAUUACUUUGACGCACUACCUUCUAGACGUAUUAUCCUAAAUCGUGGUUUUAACUGGAAGAAUUUAAUAAUAAUUUAUAUUAAUUAUUAAGUUUUAAGUCCAUCUCUGGAAUGAAGUCAUUUUAUGACGAAUUCGGAGGUCAUAUUUGACGAGUAGCGGCCACUUAUGGCCCGAAAAUGACGUCACUUUGAAGAGCGCCUGCUACCUGGGUAAGGGUUUCAACUGGUCGCCCAUAAAAUUCCCCGGGAAAAUAGUCAGUCCCCGUUAUUUUUUAAUUUUUUUAAAAUCUCAGUCCCACCAUUUUUCCGAAUGGUUAAAUUGUUAGAUAUAUUCACCGUUUCACCGACUUUUCAAAUUUAAAAUAAAAAGAUUGCAGUGGUUAGAUAUAUAUCCCCGAUUAAAUAUGGUUCCUAAAAGUAUAUAUACCGGGGUACAUGUCGUUGCAGUUGUUAUAACUAGGCACAUCUUAUUCGGAUGUCCUAUUAAAAUUUAAAUGACCACGUGUACAAGUUAUCUUUUACAAGUGUAGGUUCUCACUUUUCUGUUUUUAUUACAUUAAUUUUUGAUAGAGAACAUCCCAUAGUGUGUAAUCUAACGAGCAAAAGUGAAAUAUUGCAGAUAGAGAAACUAAAUUACUAGGUCUUUUUGGCGGAUUUUCAUCACUAGUUUCAAGUGAAGGUCUUUACGAAGUCUACUGGAUUUACACUAACAACAAAAACUAAAUGUAAGAAUUUUGGUUGAAAUUGAGUUGAUCAGCCUAGGUAGAUUUGGGAGAUGAAAAUGGUUAGUUUUGGUUAAUUUUUUUGAAAUAUUGAAUAGCGCGACAGCCCAGAUUGAGAAAAUGUACGAAAAACUUCGAACUGUGGAAAAUAAACUUAUUUAUUUAUAAACAAGUCUUUCCUACAAACAGACGCAGCUAUCCAAUAAAGGGCGAGCGAAAAAUUUCACAAAAAAAUGAUACUUUGUCAGUGGACUAGUUUAAAUUAUUUUUUACCAGCUAAAUCUAAUUAAUAACUAAUUGAAGCUUUUUAUUACAGUAUCUUAAUUGGUAUAUCGUCUUAACUGUCGUUUAAAUUGUUUCCAACUUUGUACAGAAAUAAUAAAUAAAAAUUUGUUCUACAAUUUUCCAAAGACUGCAUGCAAUAGAAAUGAACGUUUUCGCUAUAACUAAAAAAAUGUCUAUUAAAUCUAUAAUUUAUAGCAUUAUGAUAACUAAGAUUCCUAGCCACAUGUGAAGCUUAUUGAAAGCGUUGGGCACAGUUUUCGAAAUAUUCACCAUUUUCUUACUCAUCCCAAAAGGUUGUACUCUUUGCAAUUGUGAGUUAACAAAAUUCGUUUUUUUUUUUAUUGUUUUUUAUUUGUUGUUAUAUUGUACGGUAUACAUUGGUUGGUUAGGGUUUAUAAUAAUAACAUAAACUUGCAUUUUUUCGGCAGUUGGCACUACCGAAUUCGUAUGAGGUAUGUUUGGUUGAAACAACUGCAGAUGACAUCUAUUAACAUUUGCUCCAAUAUAUGCGAACCAGUCACCCUAUACAGGGUGUUCCAUAAGUAAUGGUAAUUAUCUAAAUAUUAAAUUCUUUAGGUAAAAAUAUUAAUGAUCUAACGAAACUUACCUUUGUCAAAAAGUUGAUAUUAACCAAGAUAUAGGGUAUCAAAGUUGCAAGUUAUAGUGCUGGCAAAUUGCCUAGUAGCACGCCAACCCCAAAUAAGAAGAAGAAGAAAGUUUCUUCUUCUUCUUUUUUUUUUUUUUUUAAUAAUUCCUGAAAUAUACAAGCGUUUUGCACAAAACUUGGAAAAUCAAGGUUUUUUGACAAGAGAAAUCGAAUUUCGUGAAUAUUUUUUCUGGCAAAUUGUAGAGGGCGCUACCUGUGGUAUUUUUCGUGCCUUUGAUACUUUUACCUUACCUUUACCUUUUAAAUUUCGCCUGGAGUCUCCGUUUUCGAGAAAUUCGCUUUUGAAUUUUUUGUUGCACCUAAUUGAACAGUUCCAUGUGAAUAUGCAAAAUAGGUUCAAAGUACGCUUUGUAGUGUAGUGUAGUGCGAAGUAAGUCGCUCUGUCGCAAACAGAUACGAUAAAAUAGCUGCGUUUAGAUGCUGGUGAAUAAAUAAUAUUAAAAACGGUGUUGAGACCAUAUUAGCUCAGUUAUAUGCAUUACCUAAGUUUUUUUAAAAUUGAAGGCAUAAAAAAAUAAAAUUUUAAAUAUUACGUGCUUUAAAAAAUUAAAUUUAAAAGAUAUACCUUUUUGGGGUAAAAAAUUAUAAGAAGUAAUAUCUUUAUUAAAAACUUCCAUAGACUAAGGCUGAAAAAUGUUAGGCAGUAUUAAUCGUACGAUUUUUCAUGUAAAAAAACUCCGAUUUGUCAAAUUUGGAAAACAAUCAAAAAUGAAAUUGCAACUUUGACUUCCUGUAUCUCGGUUAAUUUGUGGACUAAGGUUAAAUCGUAAUAUUUGUGCCCAAAGAAUCUCCUAUUUUGUGAUGUAUACUUAUAUGGAACACCCUGUAUAUUCACUCGUCCAUUGAGGUUAGGUUACUCAUCUCAUAUUUUUCUCUUAUCCGACACCGAAAUCCAGUGUUAUUGGCUUAAAAUUGAUGGAGUGCGGGUUGUCAUUCGUCCGCAUAUUUCGCUCAUAACACUGAUGAUGUGUAAUUCAUUUUUAAUCGACGAAGCUGGCGAGCUGUACAUUCAUAAAAUUAUUAUUCCUCAAAACUGCGCAAAGGUUGUUCAGGAUUCACAGUGCAAUUAUCGACGAGAUCUACGGUCAAAAUAUAUUAUAAAAAUAUUAGAUGUCUAUUAUAUUCAUAUACAUACGCGUGUGUUGAAACUAGAUCGGUUGACACUUUCCUAUAUAUUUUUAUAUAUUUCGUUGCUUCCUGUACGAUAUCUGCCUCGUGAAAUUCAUUUUGCGCACGAACAUAUUUUCAUAAAACAUGAUACAUUGUUGUUGCUGUGAUAGUCACACGUUGGAACUUGUUAUAACAAUAUUUUAAAAUUUGUGUUAGGUACUAUAUACUCAUGUGCAAUACAUAAGUCCGUGGUUCGUUCUAUUGACAUUAAACGGUAAGCUUUUCACUGAUGACAUCAGUGCGGGGCUUUAAAAUCGUCAUUGUUACGGAUUUUUUGGGUGUACAUAUUUUAUUUUUUUACAAUAGCCGCGUCGUAUUUUUUUCGCUUUCAAUUUUUACCACCUAUCAAUUAAAGGCCUAUAAUUAAUUGUAGGGUUUGUUCUUCAGAGACCUACAACAUGUUGUACUCCGCUUUGUUAAGUUUACGAUAUGUUCUAAACAUGUAGCCCGUAGGUUUUGUGUAUAAUCGAUUAUAUAUAUUUUCUUGGUACAUACGUGGAGGAUAAUAAUUAUUGUCAGUCAACAAAACGGAGGUUACCACAUUUUUGUUUUUUUUUUGUUGUAUGCAGUUAGGCACGUUGUUGUUGCACACAUUAUAUACCUACAUAAUGCGUUACUGUAAGUCUGUAGUUGUAUUUCGAGCCUGGGCAAUCUGUGUCUUGAACUUCGUGACCAGAAAAAUGUUGUAACUCACGUAAUCCAGGACACAGUUCGCUCUGGUCAUGAUAUAAACCAUUUUAUUAUAUAUUUUAAAGUCAGUGCUGCGCCGCCAUUCAUCUUAAGUGCCCUUGAAGUAGCUCUGAUACUAAAGGCCCAGCAAAAUUGUUAAAAGCGGCCAUCAAAAUCUCGACAUAACCUCGCCGCCGCGCUCUUUUAAGUUUUGCGGUUAUGUGAAGUUUUUGCCGGUUUCGCGACGAAGUAAAAACGGUUUAUUUCUAGAGCACGUGAUUAAGAAAUGUGCGGAACUUAGUUUUAGAUUAAAACUGAAGUGAUAUAUUAGGGUUGGUGGAAAUUGGUUUUGAAAACCAAAUUGGGUGAAACGGGUAUAGGAUUUAUUUCGGUUGUGUUCACAACUGAAGAAUACGUGCACCAGCUACAGACUGUGUUACUAAGCAUUCGUCUCGACGCCGUAUCACCGUUUGUAGCCCACAGUUGCUAGCUAGUUUAGUUCACAGCAUUGUCAAACACAUUAAUAUUCAAUAAAACUCCAUAGUGCCAUACAUCGUAUUUUUCAUACAACCUCACUAUUAUUUUUGUUUUGCUUUCAUUUACCGCAACAUAUUGAUAUCCGCGCAAAACAUUUUGUUAGGACGUUGCAGUGAUCAGUUUUUUAUAUAUGCAUUAUCUGUGGUCCAGAGCUGUGAUAAGAGUGGCAAAGUUUUACCGUUGUAAUGUUUUCCGCGAAAAACUGCCUUUUUUUUACUUUUGGAUUUUACGGGACAAUCAGAAAUCUAGCAAAAUGUUUUCAUCCGCCGCUUUGUUCCUUUUUACUCCGUUACUGUAGCGAAUCACAUCUGACGUUUCAUCGUAUUAUUUCUCUCGCAUCAGACAACCAAACGUUUCGAGAAUUAGGCGUAUAUAUACUUUAUCCGUCCAUUUUUUCUAGUCAGUAUUAUUGGUUUUUUG
Molecule: messenger RNA, 12956 nt
Organism: Cylas formicarius (sweet potato weevil)
Lineage: Eukaryota; Metazoa; Arthropoda; Insecta; Coleoptera; Brentidae
Gene: pasilla
Product: RNA-binding protein Pasilla
Exons: 11
Coding region: 506-2224 (572 amino acids)
Biological process (GO): regulation of alternative mRNA splicing, via spliceosome; mRNA splicing, via spliceosome
Cellular component (GO): cytoplasm; nucleus
Molecular function (GO): mRNA binding
Source: RefSeq, a predicted model, not a curated record